Molecule: messenger RNA, 1005 nt
Organism: Mixia osmundae IAM 14324
Lineage: Eukaryota; Fungi; Basidiomycota; Mixiomycetes; Mixiales; Mixiaceae
Exons: 4
Coding region: 1-1005 (334 amino acids)
Biological process (GO): neuronal action potential; negative regulation of delayed rectifier potassium channel activity
Cellular component (GO): axon initial segment; synapse; membrane
Molecular function (GO): transmembrane transporter binding
Source: RefSeq, a predicted model, not a curated record
AUGAGUCGUAUCAAGCAUAUCCUCCUGCGGAACGUCUCUUUGCUCGCGACUAUCGAUCAGAUGACAGCAUGGACAGUCGCGCUGCAAGCGGCAGCGACGGAUGAGCUCGCCCUACUAGAGCAGCUGCUCGAUCAUGGCUGCCUCGGCGUGCAAGCACACCAGGACGAGAAGAGCGAGACUAUCCUACAUGCUGCCGUUCAGAGAGGCAGUUACGACUGCCUUGACCUUUGCUGUUCCAGAUACCCCGAUGCCAUUAAUUGGGGCAAUCUUCUCGUGCAACGAGGCGCGGAAGUGGAUUUGCCGGAUCUCAGCGGCAAUACACCGCUUCACCUUGCCAGUGGCUGGGGCAACGUCCUUGCUGUCAAAUGUCUCAUCGAGCAAGGCGCAUCGACCGCUAUCAAGAAUGAUCUCGGCUGGGCUGCCAUCGACUAUGCCUUCUCCUUUACGACCCACGCUGCAUUCGUGGAAACUGUGCGCGAUGUGUUCGACGUUCAGCAGCAAGUACGCAAGACGACCGCCGUCAGCGCCGCGGCAAAAGCAAGAGGUCUCGAUACCAGCAUGCCCAUUGCAAUCUAUGCCGGUUCGACAACCUCGCUACACGAUAGUUUGCUGAACGGCUUAAGUCUCAUCACACCGAGCAGCUUCGGCUCGGGCACGCAAGAUUCGAUAUCUGUCUACCGCGAUACAUCGACGCGUCCCCUCUUGGCCGAAUUCGACAAUCAGCAUGAGAUCAAGCGAUCCAGCUUUACGAUCUCGCGAUCCAUACCCACUUCGCUAUCAACCUCUGACUCGUCCAUACUCACGCGAGACACAGAGACGCUGGCCUCGUCUACAUCUGCAGCCACAACUCAGAGCGGCCGCUCCAAGAGACAUCGUCUGCUACGCACCCGCACACGAUCGACGAGCAGUCUGUCGUCACUUAUGCCCAGUCUGAGAAAUCGCGUCACAGGCUUUGCCAUGACGAUCGACAACAAGUGUAUAGCCUCGUUGCUAUACGCCAUUUAG